GACUUAUGGCAUUUUGAUCAAUGGCUAAUAAACUACAUAUGCAUACCGUCAUUUUUUAUAGCUCAAAAACCGAAUUAAACAUCACUCCCAAGUUUACUGAUAUAUAUAUACAUUUCUAAUAUGAAAGAUGUGAGCUUCUAUCACAACUCUGACUUGGGCCCGCCCACCUAUCUCCCCAAACCAGCAAAAAUUUCCCCACGUCUGACCGCCAAGGCAUCUUAUCAGCACCCCUGACAUCCACCCCCAAGCUUAUCAUUAUCAAAGUUUCGUAAAGCAUAGGAAGAAUGUAGUGUCGGCGAUCUAGAAUAGCGAGAAUAACAUUUUUUUGGUUGCUAAGGCGAGAUAGAAGACGGAUGGAGAAAAUGCCAAGAAGGUGACCGCUGAAGCAAGGUUCCUUAUAGGUUUCCGAGGAAGUGGUUUGUGGGAUUCGCGAUAAGGAAGGGAUUGAGGGUCUUGGACGAAGGUUGGGUCCUUGAAAUGGGGCUCAAAGGAAUGGAAAAGAUGGGAUGGGGUACUUAAAACUUGGGAAAUCCUCCCCCUUAUAUACGGGAACCCUCGAUUCCAACAUAUAUUUACCAUAACCUUAACCCUUCGUACUCAAUCUAAUAGUGACCACACCUAGUCAGCACCAUGAGUGCUCCCGUCUUCAACUCCUCCAUCCCCAAUGGCGGAAAUCCUGAACUCGUAGACGUCAACGCUCAAUAUUCCGGUUUCGAAUUCCACUACACGUAUAUAGCUUUCUGCGGCUUCAUCGUCUGGCUCAUCAUUCCAGGCAUCGGACUCCUCUACAGCGGACUCGCACGGCGAAAAUCGGCUCUUACCUUGUUGUUUCAAUCGCUUCUCGUAGCGGCAGUGACGACUUUCCAAUGGAUGUUCUGGGGAUACUCACUUGCGUAUUCGCGUACAGCUGGACCUUUCAUUGGCGAUAUGGCGAACUUCGGACUCAAGAAUGUGAUGGCUGCUCCGUCCCCAGGUAGUGCAGUGAUUCCAGAGAUUGUGUUUUGUUUGUAUCAGCUACUUUUCUGCGCGUGUACAGUGCAAAUUGUAGUUGGUGGUGCUUUCGAGAGAGGAAGAAUUAUACCGAGUUUGGUAUUCGGGUUUUGGUGGGCAACAAUCGUUUAUUGUCCUAUUGCUUGUUGGACCUGGAACUCUAAUGGUUGGUUGUAUAAUCUCCCUUCAUUGGAUUUUGCUGGUGGUGGACCAGUCCAUAUCGCAUCCGGCUGGUCUGCAUUGGCGUAUGCUCUUGUACUAGGAAAGCGCAAGCACACCGGCGAAAAGUCUCAUGGAAGACCACAUAAUACUACUCUCGUAUUCCUAGGUACAGUCCUAAUUUGGUUUGGAUGGUUUGGAUUCAAUGGAGGCAGUGCUCUAAAUGCUUCCGUCAGAGCGAUGCUUGCUGGAUUCAAUACCAAUACUGCCGCAUGCACCGGAAUGCUUGGAUGGGUGCUUGUCGAUUAUGUCAAACACGGUGGCCGAUUUAGUCUUGUGGGGGCCUGUGAAGGGGCUAUUGCCGGACUUGUGGGAAUCACUCCUGCUGCGGGAUAUGUUUCCGUUUGGCUGGCCGCAGUUAUCGGAUUCAUAACUGCAGUAGUUUGCGCAUUAUUACAGAACGUAAAUGAAUGGCUUCAUAUCGAUGAAGGAAUGGACGUCUUUAAGCUCCAUGGUAUCGGUGGGAUGGUAGGAAGUUUUUUGACUGGAAUAUUUGCAACAUCCUCUAGUAUGUAUCUUUAUCUUUGAGAGUUUAAUGUCCAAGCUAACUCCGAAACAGUCAGUAUGCUCGAUGGAGUAACUUCAGCCUCGGGUGGUAUUGAUGGUAACGGAAUUCAAGUGGGUAAACAGUUUGCAGAAAUCACCGCGAUAUCAGCUUACUCAUUCCUCGUAUCUUGCGCUCUCCUCUAUAUCCUGAAAUUCAUUCCAGGAAUGCACUUGCGGGUAACAGAGGAGGCUGAGAUUCAAGGCUUGGAUAUGGAUCAAUUCUUCGAUGAGCAAAUUGGUGACUGGGCAAUAUUUGAAGAAUUGGAUCAACGAAAAAUGUUGUUAGAGGCAAGCUCGCCUGGAACACCACAAGUACAAGAGGUACAAGACCAGAUAGAGCAAACCAAGAAGGUGUAGAAGAUUAGCGGAGGAUUGGGUAUGUCAAUCAAUCCUAUUUAUUAAAGUAGAACAUCCAUUUUAAUUGGUUUCA
Molecule: messenger RNA, 2185 nt
Organism: Botrytis cinerea B05.10
Lineage: Eukaryota; Fungi; Ascomycota; Leotiomycetes; Helotiales; Sclerotiniaceae
Gene: Bcmep2
Product: Bcmep2
Exons: 2
Coding region: 631-1737 (368 amino acids)
Biological process (GO): ammonium transmembrane transport
Cellular component (GO): plasma membrane
Molecular function (GO): ammonium channel activity
Source: RefSeq, a predicted model, not a curated record